Messenger RNA from Eutrema salsugineum, 607 nucleotides. RefSeq lists its product as uncharacterized. NCBI's taxonomy places the organism in Eukaryota, Viridiplantae, Streptophyta, Magnoliopsida, Brassicales, Brassicaceae. The transcript has 3 exons. Bases 120 to 332 code for a protein of 70 amino acids. The record is from RefSeq and is a predicted model, not a curated record.
AAAACAAAAAAUAGAAAACGUAAUCUCGUCUAAUCGCGGCGACGAUACGCCGGUGACAAUACCUGGCCGGGGAUUUCUUCGUACAUGAACCAGUGGUGAGUCUCCCUCUGUUUCGAGGGAUGCCUCACAGAACACGGCCAUUGAUGGGACUGUUGCUUUUCACAGGAGUAAACGCGAUUUUGGUGCAAACUAUUACUCCAGUUUAUGACUUUGUCUGCUUCUUGCCUUUCUGGGAGAGACGGAGAGAAGAAAUCCGGCAGGAGCGUCAAGCAGCUUCAUUCUCAAACGGCACAAACUCAACACAGAAAGCUGCUCAAUCAUCUGCUGGAUGAUUCUCUCCAGGUCAUUCGUUGUCUGUUUUUCAUCAGAACCACGAGGCAUUUCAAGUGAUAAGGAUUGAAGAUAACUCUCCUGUAAACAAAUAGUUUCAUCACUCAUCCAAAUAUUCCCAUGAUCUUCCCCAUUUCAUCACUCUCAACACUGAUAUGGUUAUCUCAACUCGACCCUUUUAUCUUUCAAUAAGGAUGUUAAGGGGAUCCAGAAUCGGUCAGUCCGUAUAGGACCGGCCCUAGCCAGACCAUACCGGUCAUAUAUACUAUUUUCACAA